Molecule: messenger RNA, 975 nt
Organism: Pongo pygmaeus (Bornean orangutan)
Lineage: Eukaryota; Metazoa; Chordata; Mammalia; Primates; Hominidae
Product: transcriptional-regulating factor 1-like
Exons: 4
Coding region: 131-460 (109 amino acids)
Source: RefSeq, a predicted model, not a curated record
CUCCUCACACCUCCUGGCAACCGGGCCUCCUCAUGAGAAUUCCUGGAAAUAAGCACAUGAGCACUCAGAGCUCAGAACGUGGUGCUGCCCAGGCACUGUUGCUGGGACAGAGGUCCUCCAGAGCACCAGGAUGGAAUCAUCCCCCGGUGUUGCAAGGAAGUCGCCAAAUGAGACUAAUGACUCCCCCACAUCAGAUCCUCAUCCUGCUGGCCCCCCUCCUCCCUAUGAUCCUCCUCCCCGGAUGUACUCUGAAGGCCCCCAAGUUCUUCACGUAGACCUCUGGCCAAGACUCUGCCCAAACAGCACGUCCUCUGGAAAGUUCUCCUCCCCUAACCCCGCAACUGUGGGACCCCGCAGCUGGCCAGCUGCCUCUGCUCCCAUGCUGGCUGUGUUGCCAAUGGCCACCAAAGCAUCUCUCUCCAGAGGGAAAUCACUGGUGGAUGGGGCCUGUAUACAGUAGGCACUCAGGAAAUUUUUAUGGAGUGGACUCCCGUUCUCUACUCUGCAAACACACCACCCCUCAGGCCACACAGGAAGGGAAGGCAGAGGCCCCCCAGGUGGGGCCUGGGUUUUGGGACUUUAAACAAAUUUUUCAAGGAAUUCUCAGGCAGUCUCCAGAUUCAGAACUGCUGGGUUGGAUAGAUUCCUGGAGGGCACAGUGAAGAUGACGUCACCAUUGAAAAGCACCCUUUAGGUCGGGUGCGGUGGCUCAGGCCUGUAAUCCCAGAACUUUGGGAGGCCAAGGCUGGUGGAUCGCAUGAGGUCAGGAGUUCAAGACCAGCCUGGCCAACAUGGCAAAACCCCGUCUCUACUAAAGAUACAAAAAUAAGCCGGGUGUGAUGGCACAUGUCUAUAGUCCCAGCUACUCAGGUGGCUGAGGCAGGAGAAUCGCUUGAACCCGGGAGGCGGAGGUUGCAGUGAGCCGAGAUCGCACCACUGCACUCCAGCCUGGACGACAGAGUGAGACUCCGUCUC